Messenger RNA from Benincasa hispida (wax gourd), 1707 nucleotides. Its product is annotated as WAT1-related protein At3g30340-like. Gene Ontology annotation, molecular function: transmembrane transporter activity. The record is from RefSeq and is a predicted model, not a curated record. NCBI's taxonomy places the organism in Eukaryota, Viridiplantae, Streptophyta, Magnoliopsida, Cucurbitales, Cucurbitaceae. Gene Ontology annotation, cellular component: membrane.
UUGCCAUCACUCUAUUUAAUUUCAUCCUCACUCUCCUCUCUCUCUCUAAAAGAAGAACAGAGCAAGAAACUAAAAGAAAAAAAAAAACAGAGAGCUGUUUUCUUUUCUUCAAGACCUUCCUUUGAUCAAUUUCUGUGAAGAGAAAAAGUUGGACAAUUUUUGGAGUUAUGGGUUUGUUUAGAAUGAAGGGUUUAGAGGAUUUCAAACCAUUGAUGGCGAUGGUAGCCAUAGAUUUUGCUUUCGCCAUUGUGAAUAUUCUGCUCGAGACAGUUCUUGAUCAUGGAAUGAACCAUUUGGUUCUCAUCACUUACCGUCUCUCCAUUGCUGCCAUUUCCUUGGCCCCAAUUGCCUACUUCUGUGAAAAAGAUGGGAGAGCUAAUCUCUCUAUUCGAAUCCUCUGUUAUUUGUUCUUCAGCGCCAUUGUUGGGGCUUCAUUAACUCAAUACUGCUUUCUUCUGGGAAUUCAACACACCUCUGCUACUUUCGCUUGUGCAUUUGUAAACAUAGUCCCUGUGGUUACUUUUCUACUUGCUCUUCCAUUUGGGUCGGAGACAGUGAAGUUGAAAAGUAGCAGUGGAAAAGCGAAGGUGAUCGGGACGGUGGUGUGCAUCUCAGGUGCGGUGCUAUUGACGACGUACAGAGGCCCAACAUUGGCGAAUGCUUCAUAUGCCACUGCACACGUUGGCGAUGCGAAGCUAAAAAAGACGACGGAGAGUUGGACGGUGGGGUGCAUUGCUCUGGUGGCCGGAACUCUAUUGUGGUCGUCGUGGUUUCUAUUGCAAUCAAACAUCGGAAAGAGAUAUCCGUAUCAGUACUCGAGCACCGCCAUCAUGUCCGGCUUCGGUGCCGUCCAAUCCGCCAUAUUGAGCCUCUCCACCGGCGCAAAGCUCUCUGCAUGGGCUCUUACUGGAAAGAUUCAAAUUCUCACUGUUUUGUACACGGGGAUGAUCGGGUCAGGGAUAUGCUUUGUGGGAAUGUCAUGGUGCGUUAAGAAGAGAGGGCCAGUAUUUACAGCAGCGUUUAGCCCGCUAGUUCAAAUUAUGGCAGCCAUGUUCGACAUCCCAAUCUUCCACGAGCCACUAUUUCUCGGAAGCUUGUUGGGAUCAAUCAUUGUGAUAAUUGGACUCUACAUUUUACUAUGGGGAAAGAACAAAGAGAUGGAGAGCUGUGCUUCAAAAGUGUUGGUGGAGGAGGAAAUUACUACAACAAAUGCUCCUCAAGACCAAAUGAUGAAGGAUUUACAAGAUCAGCCAUAGAAAUUCAAGACUUCAUUUAAGUAGAUGAAAUCACAAAGAUUUGAGAUAUGGGGUUGUCUUUUUUUUUUUUUUUUUUUUACAAUGUUAUUAUUCAAGAGGGAUAAAAUCAAUAGAGGCGAAAAAAAGAGAUUACUUUAAUCUCGUUUAAGCUUCUAAUGUUGAUUGAAACCAAACAUUAUAAUAUUUAACUACUAGUCGAGUUAAGUAUAUAUAACAUCAUCAUACACAUGAAUUUUUAAAUAUCAAGAAAAAGUUCUGAUUGAGAAAAGAAAAAAAAUUAUUUUCUUUUUGAAACACAAAAAGUGAAGAGACUUAAGAGAGAGGACUAAGUUUUGUGAGUUGAAACUAAUUGACCAUUUGUCCCAUCACAAGAUAUUAUAUAAUUUGAUCAUUGAUUAAAAAUAAGAAAAAGAAAAAAGAAAAUUCAAAGCUACCGAUGACUUUGUUCUCU